Salarias fasciatus (jewelled blenny) is the source of this 1638-nucleotide messenger RNA. Its product is annotated as carboxy-terminal kinesin 2-like. The coding region runs from base 1 to 1638 and encodes 545 amino acids. The record is from RefSeq and is a predicted model, not a curated record. The transcript has 15 exons. Gene Ontology annotation, biological process: microtubule-based movement. Gene Ontology annotation, molecular function: ATP binding; microtubule binding; microtubule motor activity. NCBI's taxonomy places the organism in Eukaryota, Metazoa, Chordata, Actinopteri, Blenniiformes, Blenniidae.
AUGGGUACCAAGCCCCAGCACCUCACCCACGCUCGGCCAGUCAGAGGAGCAGGAGCUGCCACUGUGGCCGUCGGACCACCCAGAGGUGUUGUCAAACCUUCUGACGCUUCCACUGCAGCCAAAGGAGCGAACAUGACACCACCUGCAGCAUCCACAGCCCUGGAAACAGGUGGCAGCGGCACCCCCCGGCACCAUGCCAGGGACGUGCAGGGAAAGGUGAGCGAAAUGGAGGACAACAUCCAAAACCACCAGACCCUGCUCCAGUCCAUCAACCAGGAAAGUGAGGUGCUGAAAGGCUUGGUGGCCCACAGCCACAAAGAGAAGUUGGAAAUGGAGGAAACGCUGACAAAGCUGAAAAGCCAAAUCAUUCAGUAUAAGACGCAGUUGCAAGAGCUGUCCAAUCUGCGCUGCGAGUUAGAGAAGGUGGCCUAUGAGAAGAGCUGCCUGCAGAAGGAGCGGUCCGUGCAGGGGUCCACGCUGGCCCGCCUGCAGGCGAUGCUCUGGGACACCGAGGAGCAGGUCCGCUCCCUGACCGACACCGUGGCCCAGCUGAGUGACGAGCUCCACGCCAGGGAGAUGGAGCGCUGGAGGCUCCACAUGACCAUCCAGGAGCUGAAGGGAAACAUAAGGGUGUUUUGCAGAGUGCGCCCCCUGCAGGGCAGCGGCCUCAGGAGGCACAUCCAGUUAGCAACAAACAACAGGAUAAAGCUGGCCAAAACCAAGAAGUCCCACACAGGCAAGACGGCAGAAACUCAGAAGAGCUACAACUUCAGCUUCGACCGAGUGUUUGGGCCGGGGGCUUCACAGCAGGAGGUCUUUGACGAGAUCUCGCUGCUGGUGCAGUCGACCCUGGAUGGCCACAACGUGUGCUGCUUCGCCUACGGCCAGACGGGCAGCGGGAAGACGUUCACCAUGGAGGGGGAGGAGUUUGACGACAACAGGGGGUGUAUUCCCCGAACCGUGCAGCAGAUCUUCAGAGCAGCCGAGAAGCUGGGACCACAAGGCUGGGAGUUCACCUUUACAGCCAGCUUUGUGGAAAUCUACAAUGAGAUACUGCGAGACCUCCUGUACACCAGCAAGGCCAGCCAGAGGCCCAAGCAUGAGAUCCAAAAGACGGGCAACAACAAGGAGACGAUCAACAACCUGUCCUACAGGAAGGUCUCCACCGAGGACGAGGUUCUGGGUCUGAUCGCCUUGGCCAAUCACAACCGUGCCACGGCUCAGAAUCACCACUCCUCCUGCUCCCACUCAGUCUUCCAGCUGGGUAUUGAGGGAGUGAACGCUGACAGGGAGGUCAAGUGCAAGUCCACCCUGUGCCUGGUGGACCUGGCUGGCAGUGAGCGUAUGGCGAAGAGCCAGUCUUCUGGCGAAUGCUUCAAAGAGAUGACGGCCAUCAACAGCUCCCUGUCUAACCUGAGCAUCGUCAUCUCCGCGCUGGCCAACAAAGAGAGCCACAUUCUGUACAGGAACUCUAAGCUGACCUACCUCCUGCAGGGAUGCUUGGGAGGUGACUACAUAACCCUGAUGUUUGUGAACAUCGCCCCAGAGCCGGACAGCUUUGGGGAAACUCUCAACUCUCUGAGGCUCGCCAGCCAGGUGAAGAAGGUGGUCAGAAAGCCAAGAAUGAACGAGAAGUAG